This is a messenger RNA of Trifolium pratense (red clover), 2838 nucleotides long. RefSeq names its product peroxidase 4-like. Lineage: Eukaryota; Viridiplantae; Streptophyta; Magnoliopsida; Fabales; Fabaceae. The coding region runs from base 135 to 1097 and encodes 320 amino acids. Gene Ontology annotation, molecular function: peroxidase activity; heme binding. The record is from RefSeq and is a predicted model, not a curated record. Gene Ontology annotation, biological process: response to oxidative stress; hydrogen peroxide catabolic process. The transcript has 4 exons.
ACUGAUCACUUAUGUUUCCAAUUAUACUAUGCACUAUUUUUGUCUUUCUCAUUCGCUCUCUAUAUAUAUAUUAGAAAGUGUAAUCUACACAAUUUCUCAAAUUACAUAAACUCAUCAUCUUCUCUACAGAAAAUAUGGCACAUUCUCCUAAUUCUUAUGUUGCAUUAGCAUUGAUCUUCCUUCUUAUAGGGACCUCUUCAGCUCAACUUUCUGAGAACUUUUAUUCUAACAAAUGUCCCAAAGUUUUUGACACGGUUAAAUCUGUUGUUAGAUCAGCUGUGGCUAAAGAACGUCGAAUCGGUGCAUCUCUCCUUCGCCUCUUCUUCCACGACUGCUUUGUUGAUGGUUGUGAUGGGUCAAUACUACUUGAUGACACUUCAUCCUUCAAAGGAGAGAAAACUGCAGCUCCUAACAACAAUUCAGUGAGAGGUUAUGAACUAAUUGAUGCUAUAAAAUCUAAGGUCGAAGCAAUAUGCCCUGGUGUGGUCUCAUGUGCUGAUAUUGUGGCCAUUACUGCUCGUGACUCUGUUCUCAUUCUUGGAGGGCCAUUUUGGAAUGUAAAAGUUGGAAGAAGAGAUUCAAGGACAGCUAAUUUCACUGCAGCAAACACUGGUGUUAUUCCACCUCCUACAUCUAACCUAACUAACCUUAUCUCAACUUUUCAAGCUCAAGGACUUUCUGCCAAGGACAUGGUUGCUUUAUCUGGGGCACACACAAUAGGGAAAUCAAGAUGUACAAGUUUCAGAAACCACAUAUACAAUGACAGCAACAUUGACAAUACAUUUGCUAAGAUAAGGCAAAAUAAUUGUCCAAAGAAAAGUGGCUUAGGAGACAAUAAUCUAGCAAAUCUAGAUUUUAGAACUCCAACUUAUUUUGACAAUAAUUACUACAAGAAUCUCAUUAUAAAAAGAGGAUUACUUCAUUCUGAUCAAGUACUCUUCAAUGGUGGAUCCACUGAUUCAAUUGUUAAAACUUAUAGUCAGAAUGAUAAAGCCUUUGAUUCUGAUUUUGUUGCUGCAAUGAUUAAGAUGGGAAAUAAUAAGCCUUUAAUUGGGAAACAAGGAGAGAUUAGGAAGAAUUGCAGGAGAUUCAAUUAGAAGAGAUAAGUGAUUUUAUAUGUUGCAAAAAUUAUGUGUUGUUUGUUCGGUUCAAUUUAAAGGUGGUGCUAUAUAUAUAUAUAUAUAUAUAUAUAUAUAUAUAUAUAUAUAUAGUCCUGUUAUUGUAUUAAAUAAAUUAUCAUAAGAAGAGGGGUUGAUGUAUUAUGUAUAUGUAUCAAGUAUAAGACACCUUAAUUGGUUUGCAUUUGCAGAAUUGCAACUACACUUAAAAAGUUUGAUUAGUGUAAUUAAAUUAAAGACACUAUAAAAUGUUCUUAAAAAUGAAAUAAAAUUGUCCCUGGGAGUCACCGUGACUCGUGUCACGGGGCCACGGCCGUGGCAGCUCCAGACCCCUCCAAAACCAUAAAUUUAACCCUCUUUUAAGCCUAAAACAACUCAAAACACCUAAGCCAAACCACAUAAACCUCCAAAAAUUUACAAAAAACAAACAUUGACCCUCAUCCAUCUACUAACUCUAAACCUCAUUUAAAAGCACAUGCGCACGGCACAGAAUAUCUUGCGCAAGGCAUACCAGCAGAAGUCAGGUCUUCAAUUUCCCUUCAUUUAUGUGCAAGACGUGGCCAGGUUGCGCAGGCACAACAGACAGGAGCUUGUACCAUCAAAAUCUUGAUUCUUUGCUUCAUCUCUCAACACCAAAACUUCUAUAAUGAUCAUGUCUCAAGAGAAUCACUUGAUAUAUACUGUAAAAAACAUAAUACUACUAAAGAGUUGUUCAAAUUAUAAUUACUAUUUGAAGGGCACAUGUUAACUUGACCCUAAAGCUUGCUUAUAAGUCAAGUUAUUAGUACUCUCUUACUACAUUUUCUAUGUUUUAUCUUUUGUAGGUUCAAAUACAUGAAUAAAAGGAAUUGUGUACUUUUAAGGCCCAUUAUGAUGACUUAUUGGCUAAGGUAUUUCAUGAAAACAAUGGGAGAGCAUUCUUAAUGAAGUGCUAGUGGAAAUUCAUUGCAUGUGUUAAAUUUAUGGUAUAUGACAAAAGGAACUGUUACUAAAGGAUUAAAAAUGUGAAGAGACAAAGUUUCAGCAUCCUGAGACCUGACCACGGUCGUGCCUGGCUAGUCAUGGUUGUGCCAGACAAAUCGGAAAUCCAAGACACGCCCUGAAGCGCGCUCCCCACGGCCGUGCUGAAGCCAAAAAUCAGUUUUGGCUCUUUCUUUAUAAAUUCGUCAAGCUUGCAUUGUAUCAAAUUCCUAUAUUUCCAUAAAAUUGUUCUUAGUGAUUUUUCUGUUUUUGUUCAUAGUUUAGAUUAGUUAGGUUGUUGCUCAUGAUGUCUAAGUGUGAGUUGUUCACCAACACCUUAAAGUUAUCGAGAGUAGUCCAUAGCAAGUAUACCAUAUGUUUGUAGAUGUUCUUAUAAUCUUAUUGCUUAUCUUAGGGCAUCGAUGAAGUUACCAGAUCGGAGAAGUUGGUGCCAUGAUUCCCUACAACUAUGGCCAGCGUAUUACGCUUAUCGUUGUGUUGCAGUGACGGAAUCCGUAUCAAAUACCUGUUGUGAGAGGGACAUUGGAGUCACAUCUAUAUCUUGCUUUAAAAAGGGUUUUCACAUGACAAAUGUAUGUUUGAAAGGGGUUGGGAUUUUGUGCUUGUGAUGAAAUUCAUGAUCUUGGGUGAUUUAUAUUUUGCUUGAUCAAAUCUUCGUAAAACUAAAACAUAUUUCCAAAUAUUCUCUAAAUUUCUAAUAUAUAUUUCUCUAAUCUUGUUAUUUCCUUUAAGUAAAGUU